AAACGGUGACGAUUUUGUUAUGUUUUAUUUGCAGUGAUCCGUUACAGAGAGAAUAGAAAGUUUGCAUUUCCGGUUGCAGGACCUUAAAUCUUACAUUCAAAUCAAUAGCAUUACAUUCAAAUUAAUAGCAAUCACCUCGUCGCUACGCUUUUAAAACACAUGCCAUGUUUAACAGAAUAAGGAAAAAUCUUGGAAACAAAGAUAAAGAUUCUACACCAACCUCUCCAAAAAAUGAUGUGCAGCAGAAACCACCUGUCUCGGAACAAUCAGGUUUCAUUUGCCCGAUGUGCAUGGUUGGUCUGCCCACACCAGAAGCUUUGCAAAUUCAUUUUGACUAUGAGCAUUCGGUACCAAACUCAGAUUCAUCAAAUGAGAAAUCUAAUGAUAAACCAAAAAAGACGGAGAACAAGAAUUUUGCUCCAUCAGCCACUGCUCCUCCGGUGGAUGCUUCUUUAGCGACACCAAGUGUUACUCCUCAAAAUCAGUUAUCUAACGUGAAUGGUUUCGCCAACGUUGAACAUGUAAACAAUGUAUCAGCAUCCCAAAAUGCAGGGCUUCCCAAUGUAACUGAACUAGAAGCUGAAAUUAAAGAUCUACAAGCAUCCCUCACUGAUGAAAAGUGGUAUACCACUGAACUCAAGAAAGAAUAUGAUUCACUUAAAGAGGAACAUUCAAACACUUGCACUGAUUUAGAAAAUACGAAGCAGCAAAUGAAAAUAGCGCUGGCCACUAAUGAAGAACUAGCAAGACAAAAAGAAGAACUCAAUCAAAAAGCUGCAAAAAUGGCUGAAGCAGUAGCAGAUCUACAAGCCAAGAAAGAUGAGUUUGAAAGAGAGAAGGAAGCUGCUUGUCAGCGAAGUGAAAAUCAAAGUGUGGAAUUAGAGAAAGCUGCAACGUGGGUGCGAGAUCUUGAAUCCCAACUUCCAUCUAGCAACGCACAUGAUGAUACAACCAAGCUUCAACGACCUGGUGCUGAUGAUGUCAUGGUAUUGAAAAAGGAAUUAGUCUCUGUGCAGACUCUAAUGGAUCAAAUGACGAGAGAGUCCGAAGAUAAGAGUCACAAGGUGGAGGAAGAGAGACAACACUUGCAGCAAUUGCUCGACGAAGCGCGUCAACAGGCGCUGUUAACUCAAGAAGAGUUCGACAAAUAUAAGGCGGAGAAUGAACGCUUAAAAGGUGAAAACUUAGAAAAAGAGGUUGAAAAAGAUGAAUCAAAGAAGUUGUUUGCGGUUGAAACUGAAAAAUUGAGGUUACUACAUGCGGAUAUGGAUGAAAUCAGAAAGGAAGAAUUAAACAAUGUGAGUGCAGCUUUGGAGAAAGAGUCUUCUUAUUCUUUGCUGUUGGAAAAAGAAGUGAAUAAAUUGAAAGAGGAAAAAUCUGAAAUGAAAAAACAAUUGCAAAAAUUAAAUGAAGAUGUUCAAUCUGCAUUGGAAAAGUCGAUCUCAUCUGACAAACUUAUGGAAGAAACAAGAACAGAGUCGGAUUUGUUGAAAAUGGAAAAAUGGGAAGUGGAAAAUCAAUUAAAAUCUGCUGAAGAAACUCAAAAAAGCCUGAAAGAGAAAAGUGAAACGGAACUAACAGAGAUGAAUGCAAGAUAUGAAUCGCUUAUAUGUGAAUGUGAUGACUUGAAAUCACAAAUAAACAAAUCUCAUGAACAAUGUGAAGACUGGAGAAUCAAGAAUGAAACUUUAGCUUUAGAAUUUAACCAAUUUAAAUUGGUAAACAAACAACUAGAAUUAGAGUCCAGUGGAGCAAAACAACAAAUAGAAAUUCAACUUUCUCAAAUAAAUGGAAAACUAGAAGCUGUGGAAGCUGAAAAUAAACAGCUUAAUGAAGAUAAAAGGAAAAUGGAUGAAGAUCUACAAGUUAUGAGGGCGUCGCAUCAAGAUGAACGGAAACUGAUUGAAGCAAAAUUAUUGGAUGCUGAGAAAUUAGUCCUGCAACUUAAACUACAAACAACUCGAUUUGAGGAAGAGUCAAGUCAGAGAAGUCGUGUUAUUGAAACAUCGGAACAAAAAUUAACUUUCGUUCAAUCUGCGUGCGAUGAACUGAAAGAGAAAAUACAUGGAUUGGAAACAGAACUCGCUCUUGGCAAUCAUGAAAUAGCUUCUUUAAAGGAUCAACUGACAUCUUCUGCAUCUAAACUUGAGAAUGAAACACAAAGAAGGGAAGACGCAAUUGGAGAAGUUACCAAAUUACGUGAUGAGAGAAAUAAUCUGAUAACUAAGAUUGAGGUUGGAGAUGGAGAAGCUGCUGCUCAUUCUCAACUCCAAGAGGAGAACAAUAAGUUAAGGAAACAAAAGGAGGAGGCAGAGGAAAAAGUGAGAGAGGUUGAGAGUGAAAAGGAGGAAUCGUUACGAACUCUGUCAUCCAAAAUCAACGACUCACAAUCCAUCAUUGUGACAUUGCAAAACAAAGUUCUUGAACUUGAUGAUGAUUUAACGAAACAACGAACAUUGAAGGAAGAAGCUGAAGAGGAAAAUUUAAAGAUCGAAUCUGAACUCAAGGAAAAGACAGACACGCUACUGAACGUACAAGCCACAAGUAUUUCCCACCAAGCUGAAGCAAGUAAUGAAAUAAACAAUUUACGAAGGAAUUUGGAAGAAGAGAUAAAUGAAAAGAAAUCUAAUUCGGAGAAACUUAAGUCAACUGAGUUGCAACUGUCUAAUGUUCAAAGUCAAAUAUCUGAGAUGAGGGAGAAGCACAGAAAAGAAAGUUCACAGUUAAAGGAAGAGUUACAUCUUUCAUCUGCGGCCACCCAAGAAGCAAGAGUGGAAGUGGAAUCUUUAAGAGAGAAGGUGAAGAUAAUGAAAGAAACAAACCAAAGAGAAAGUGAGAAGAGAAAAGAGGAAAUGAGAAAUCUGGAAGCAGAGAAUGAACAAAAGAUUACAGCUAUGCAAGUGACAAUAGAUUCAGUUGGUGGGGAAAUACAAACUAAAGUUAAGGAAUUAGGCGAAUUGAAAGCUAUAAAUGAACAACUACAACUAAAUAUAGACAAGUCGGCAGAAAACAUCGAAAAUUUAAAUCAAGAGCACAGCGCCACAAUGUGUGAAUUAAAUAAUGUUUCUAUGGAAUUGGAAGAAGCAAAGAAGAAGUUGUCGCAAUUAGAAACUUCCGAAUGUAAAACUAAAGAAAGCCUGGAAGAAUUGGAAGGAAAGAUAAAUAUGCUGGGGGAGGAAAAUAAGAAGAUGGAAGAGCAGAAUAUGGAUUUGGAGAAAUUGUUGGAGGCUACAAGAGAAUCAAAGUCUGUGUUGCAACAAACCAUUAUGACAUCACAGUCACGGAUUGAACAAUUACAAAAUGAGAAGGAAAAUGUGAAAGAAAUGUUGAACCAAGUUAAAGUUGAACAUGGGAGUGAACAUGAGAGACUGUUGGAACAAAUUGAAGGCCACAAAACUACUGUAACUAAAAUGGAAGAAGAAAUUUCUCUUCUUAAUAAACAAAUUAGCGAUCAUAAAUCUCAAUUUGAAGAAAAAGUUUUAGAUAAUCAAUCAAAAGAUGCAGAAAUUGAAAAAUUAACAUCAAAGUUAGAAAACAUGUCUGCAGAGCUAACAGCUAGUGAAGCAGUGUUGCAAAAUACUUUUGUCGAACUUGAAGCAACAAAAGUUGAAUCGGAAACACUGGUAACUAGAAGCAAGGAACUCACUGACUCAAAAUCUGAAAUUGAAGAAAAAUUGGAAACUUCUAGAAGCCAAGUUGUUGAACUUAAUGAAACCUUAGAAAAAAAGGAUGUUAAACUGGAUGAGAUGAAGGUUUCUGUUGAUUUAUUGGAGAAGAAAUAUCAAUCAAUGAAAGAAGAAAAAGAAGUUGAAGUUGAUGAGUUGAAACAUAAACAUCAAGAGCUUAGUGACAUGGUUGUAUCACUUGAGGAAGAAUUAGAAAAUCUCAAGAAAAAAUUUAGCCAAGUUAAUGAAAGCUUAGCUGAAGAGGAAAAAGAGAAUAAAAGAAUCCAAGAAGAGGAGGAGAAAAAGAGAGUGGCAAUGGAGAGGAUUUGGAAUGAAGAAAGAGAACGACUAAAUGAGCAACUUUCAACACUAGAGGAGGCACAGAGUUUGUUAAUUUCAAGCAAGGUGGCGCUACAGAGCGAGUUAAAGUCGUUGAAAGAAACUUCACUAAGCGAGAAGGAGUCAUUGGAGCGUGCGGCUGAAAUGGAUAAAACUGUUAUUCAAUUAAAAGAAGAUAAUAUUUCUAAACUUAAAGUUCAAUUGGAGGAAAAAAGUCGAUUAUUAGAAACCAAUGAAGCGGAUCGUGUUGUUAACGAGUCACGACUCCAACUCGAGAUCGGAGCUCUAAGUGAAAACCUAAGUAACGCUAGAUCUGAAUGGAGGGUCACGUCGCAAAGCUUAGAUGUGGUGAGAGCUGAGUGCGACGAUUUAAGAGGACAAGUCGUUAUUUUGCAGACAAACGCUCAUAGCAAUGCUGAUGAACGUAGGGCAUUACUUGAGCGAUGUUUAAAUGCUGAACAACAAGUUGAACAACUUCAAGUCAACAUCAACCAGUUGGUAAAGAAAUUAGAUGAUGCACAUUCAGCCAUGCAUGAACUAGGAAGGGAAAAUCAAGCUUUACAGGUUAAGCACACAACAACGAUAUCAAAGAAAUGGACAGAUGAUAGAUCAACUGCAGAGUGCCGCGCAUGCAAUCGGGCCUUUUCGAUCACUGUGCGCAAGCAUCAUUGUCGGCACUGUGGUGAAAUUUUCUGUGGUGAAUGCUCAUCAAGAACUGCUACUGUUGCUGCAUCCAAGAAUCCUGUUCGUGUAUGUGAACGUUGCUAUGACGAUUUGCUGGUGGCAGGCUAAUGCUAAAAUAUAUCUUCCGUUUCUGUGUGAACUUAUACCACUAUAUUAAUCAAUAAGUAACUUUAUAAAGGCAUCUGUGCAAAUCUUUUCCAUAAUUUAUAAAGGGGUAACUAUUUCCUAUACCUUCUCAUUAUGAGCAUUACAUAUCACAUAAGCAUGACCUCUAUUAUAAAACCCAUAUUAUGUGAAAUAUUUUGGGUUGAACAUUAGUAUAUUCUCAUAUUAAUUAUAUUUUCAUGUUUUCCAUCUUCUUAAUUUUGUUUUUCAGCAAUUGUUGUGUUUAUUCAUGUAUUAUAUGUUGUCCAGAUUAAGCAAAUCUUUAAAAUUGUUUAAUUUUACUAUAUUUUGUGAUAUACAUGUAUGUUUGUAAUGUAUGCAGUUCUAUCAUGUCAACUUCACCCAGAAGCAUGGUCUUCUGGAAAAUUGGAAACAGUUUUAAAAAUGGGCUGAUAUGAUAGCCUACUGCCCUGCUAAGUGCAAUAAGUAGUUCAGCGCCAGUAAUUCAUGCAACAGUGCCACAUUAUAUAUAUAUGGAUGUGAUCAAUGUGUUGUUAAUGACUGAGGUAACAUUUUUGGUGAAACCCAUUCGGUCCUAAUAUACACACAACUUAAAUGAAUGAUUUUAUUUGUGUGUAAUUUCUUUCAUAAUAAACUCAAAUUCAUUA
Messenger RNA from Ciona intestinalis (vase tunicate), 5461 nucleotides. NCBI's taxonomy places the organism in Eukaryota, Metazoa, Chordata, Ascidiacea, Phlebobranchia, Cionidae. The record is from RefSeq and is a predicted model, not a curated record.